GCCAUCUAUCAGUUGUCAGGCCAACUACCAUUAAUUUUCGCCCUCGCUUAUUUAGAUUAAAAUCCAAGUUUGAUGAUAGAUUUUGGGACAAAGUCAAGAUUUUGCUAAAAAAUUUAAUCCCUCGGCCCUUUUGCGCCCUUCGAAGAAAGUGUUGCGAAAUGGCAGCCCCUGUGGUGAUACCUGCGACUACGAAACACACUGCUACGCUUAUUUUCUUCCAUGGGCUUGGUGAUACUGGACAUGGCUGGGCCAGUUCUAUGGCCGAAGUGCGAUCUCCUCACACAAAGGUGGUGUGCCCAACUGCUCCUGUGAUGCCAGUUACUUUGAAUGCUGGGUUCAGAAUGCCGUCCUGGUUUGACUUGCGCACCUUGGAUCCAAGUGGCCCCGAAGACGAGGAGGGAAUUCGCAAAGCCGCGGAGAUGGCUCACUCGUUAAUAGCUGACGAAGUGGCAGGAGGCAUUCCGACAUCACGAAUUGUCCUUGGUGGAUUUAGUCAAGGAGGUGCAUUGGCGAUGUUCAGCGCUCUCACAUUCCCUGAGCCUUUGGCAGGUGUCAUAGCUCUGUCAGCGUGGCUGCCAUUGCAUCAAAAAUUCCCUGCGGAGGCAAUAGGCAAUAGGAAUACACCUCUGCUUCAGUGCCACGGCAACUGCGAUCCUCUUGUACCAUAUAAGUGGGGACAGAUGACCGCGUUUCUUCUGAAACAAUUCAUGACGAAGGCGGAGUUUAAGUCUUAUCAGGGAAUGAUGCACACGUCGAGCGAAGAGGAAAUGCGGGACAUCAAGAAAUUCCUCGACACCGUGCUGCAGCCCUGAAAGUUAUUGAUGCAGAAAGCAAUGAAAUAUUUUGAAGAUUUAGUUAAUUGCGAUAGAACGAAUUAAAUAAACGAUAGGUACUGUCAACUCUAACAUCCUAAUGAAUUAAUGAAUAAACAGAUAAACAAGGAAAUCAGUAGAAUAGGAAUUUCAGCUUUUAGAGUGUAUACAGUCGAAGGAUCUAACGGAGUAAUAAAUUCGGUUCGUAGAAAACAUUGCACCUUCCAUUGAGGCUUCUCAGACGGCAGUAAUCUUCGUGACAUUGUUGUGACACCAAUUACCAUGUACACUGACAGAGUAAUUAAAUAUAUUGUUGAUAUAUUUCUUAUAAUUCCGCGAUAAAAACUGUGAAACCAUCGAUCAUCAAUAAAUUCUAGCCUAUAA
This is a messenger RNA of Orussus abietinus, 1196 nucleotides long. It is a transcript of the gene Apt1, whose product is annotated as acyl-protein thioesterase 1. Gene Ontology annotation, cellular component: cytoplasm. NCBI's taxonomy places the organism in Eukaryota, Metazoa, Arthropoda, Insecta, Hymenoptera, Orussidae. Gene Ontology annotation, molecular function: palmitoyl-(protein) hydrolase activity; carboxylic ester hydrolase activity. Bases 159 to 812 code for a protein of 217 amino acids. The transcript is spliced from 7 exons. Gene Ontology annotation, biological process: protein depalmitoylation. The record is from RefSeq and is a predicted model, not a curated record.